This is a messenger RNA of Aureobasidium vineae, 477 nucleotides long. NCBI's taxonomy places the organism in Eukaryota, Fungi, Ascomycota, Dothideomycetes, Dothideales, Saccotheciaceae. The record is from the annotation of a GenBank genome assembly.
AUGUCACACCUCACAGGCGACCCAAAACGCCACGACCUCUCCACCUUCAAGGACUCGCUAAGCGGCAGCUGCCUCUGCGGCAGCAUCACCGUGACCAUCCACGACAACGAACUCUUCACAAAGCCUCGCGGCCACCUCUGCCACUGCGCAAACUGCCGAAAAGUGUCUGGAUCGGUGGUAUCCGCAAAUCUAAUCAUGGAAGAGGAAAAAGUGGACAUCAACGACAGAGAUGGCACGAUGAAGGUGUAUGAGGAUAAAGCCACCAACAGUGCUGACUUUUUGUCUUGCGCANGUCCUGUCAUGUCAAAGGUUGAUGCGUUGGCUGGCAAGGUGAUUGUCAAGAUGGGAAUGAUGCCUGUGAUUCCUACGCCCGAGAUGGAGAGUUUUGCUGCGCAUAAGCAUACUUGGUUUAAGAAGCCUGAAGGCGUGAAGUCAUAUAAGAUUCUUCGCACUGGGGAGUUGAUGGAUGAUGAGUAG